This is a messenger RNA of Rhododendron vialii, 3315 nucleotides long. RefSeq names its product synaptotagmin-5-like. The record is from RefSeq and is a predicted model, not a curated record. Gene Ontology annotation, molecular function: lipid binding. NCBI's taxonomy places the organism in Eukaryota, Viridiplantae, Streptophyta, Magnoliopsida, Ericales, Ericaceae. The transcript has 14 exons. The coding region runs from base 362 to 2827 and encodes 821 amino acids.
ACAUGGUUUCCAAACCUUUGCUAUAUUCUAUUCUAAGUUCUAGUUAUUAUCCUCUGACUCUGACUCUGACCUGGGCUUUUCUUUUUAUUCUCUCUCUCUCUCUCUCUCUCUCUGCGCGCGCGUCGGCUGCCAGAGGAGACUGAGAGAAUUUCUUUUCCAGUUUAUUCCUCUCCAACUUUUUUUUUUUUUUUUUUUCUGGGAAACUGGGUUUUGGGUUUCCCCCCUCCCUUCCUGAUCUCUAAACUGAGGAUCCCAUUUUGUUCCUUUGCAUAUCGAUGCCAUUAACUACCGGUCAACUCAAUUUGGUGCUGAGAAAGUGAAGUCAGAGAAGGCUUCAACCGAAUUCCAAAAAAAAAAAAAAAUGGGGAAAAGAAGAGCAAGAAGUUUUGAUCUGAAUGAGGCUCUGGAAUUCUUGAACCAUUUAUUUGUGGACAAGUCUCUUCUACCGUUCAUAAUUCCUUUGAUAUUAGUCGGAUGGGUUAUUGAGAAAUGGGUUUUUACCUUCUCCAACUGGGUUCCGCUUGGGGUCGCCGUUUGGGCUACUAUUCAGUACGGGAGUUAUCAACGCCGAAUCCUUGCGGAGGACUUGAAUAGGAAAUGGAAGCAAGUCAUACUCCACACUGCGCCAGUAACACCAUUGGAGCACUGUGAAUGGCUGAACAAGUUGUUAAUGGAUAUUUGGCCCAACUACAUUAACCCAAAGCUUUGCUUGAGGUUCUCAUCAAUUGUUGAGAAACGCUUGAAGCAUCGAAAACCAAGGCUUAUUGAAAGAAUUGAAUUGCAAGGUUUUUCACUAGGUUCAUGCCCUCCUGUCUUGGGGCUUAAUGGUACUCGGUGGUCAACUUCAGGUGAUCAGCGAAUCAUGCGUAUGGGGUUUGAUUGGGAUUCUACGGAUGUAAAUAUUUUGCUGUUUGCUAAGUUGGCAAAGCCUUUAAUGGGAACUGCCCGAAUUGUCGUAAACAGCAUCCACAUCAAGGGUGAACUUCUCUUGAUGCCAGUUCUGGAUGGAAAAGCAAUUUUGUACUCAUUUUUAUCCACUCCUGAGGUGAGAAUAGGCGUUGCGUUUGGUAGUGGAGGAAGUCAAUCUCUACCUGCAACAGAACUGCCUGGUGUUUCCUCAUGGCUGGUUAAACUUUCAACUGACACCUUAGUCAAGACAAUGGUUGAACCUCGCCGCCGCUGUCUAUCUCUGCCAUCUGUAGACUUGAGGAAAAAGGCUGUCGGUGGUGUAAUUUACGUGACUGUCAUUUCAGCAAGCAAACUUUCCAAGAGUAACUUGAAGGGAAGCCUUUCUAAAAGACAACAUACUUCUACAAUGGAUGGUAGGUUAGAAGAGUGCCGUGAUAACAAAGAUAUGCUUACAUUUGUGGAGGUUGAACUUGGGGAACUAACCAGGAAGACGAAUGUCAAACCCGGAUCAAGCCCUAAAUGGGACUCAAUGUUCAAUAUGGUUUUACACGAAGAUACAGGCAUUCUGCGAUUCCAUCUUUAUGAGUGUACCCCAGGGAGUGUGAAGUAUGACUAUCUAACAAGCUGUGAAAUUAAGGUGAAAUAUGUUGCAGAUGAUUCCACGAUGUUUUGGGCAAUAGGACCUGAUUCUAGUGUGAUAGCAAAGCAUGCUAAUGAAGUUGAAAUGGUUGUUCCUUUCGAGGGUGCUAAUUCAGGAAACUUGACUGUGAAACUUGUCUUGAAAGAAUGGCAGUUCUCUGAUGGUUCACAUAGCUUGAACAGUUUCCGUCUCAGCUAUCGGCCUUCAUUUUAUGGGUCAUCAAAUUUUCCAACUGGAACUGGAAGGAAAAUUUGUAUUACUGUUGCUGAAGGGAAGGACCUUUUGGUAAAAGACAAAUUUGGAAAGUCUGACCCAUAUGUUAAACUGCAGUAUGGAAAGACGCUCCAGAAAACAAAGGCUGUCCAACAUACUUCAAAUCCUAUCUGGAAUCAGAGGUUUGAGUUUGAUGAGAUAGGAGGAGGUGAAUAUCUUAAGAUAAAAUGCUACAGUGAAGAAACACUGGGGGAUGAAAACAUUGGUAGUGCGCGAGUAAAUUUAGAAGGACUUGCAGAGGGGUCAACGAGGGAUGUAUGGGUUCCGCUUGAAAAAGUAAAUUCCGGAGAACUGCGACUUCUUAUAGAAGCAGUAAGAAUGGAAGAUAAUGAAGUCCCGAAGGGUUCAACCAGUGGUUCAAUUAAUGGAUGGAUUGAACUUGUUCUCAUUGAAGCAAGAGACCUUGUUGCUGCCGAUAUCAGAGGAACAAGUGAUCCAUAUGUGAGGAUACACCACGGAAAGAGGAAAAGAACAACAAAGGUUAUGUAUAAAACUCUGAAUCCUCAGUGGCACCAGACCUUGGAUUUCCCAGAUGAUGGUAGUCCCUUGGAGUUGCAUGUGAAAGACCAUAAUGCUAUCCUUCCAACAUCAAAUAUUGGUGAUUGUGUCGUGGAAUAUCAAAGAUUGCUUCCAAAUCAGACAGCUGACAAGUGGAUACCCCUUCAAGGAGUAAAAAGGGGAGAGAUCCAUAUUCAAAUUACAAGAAAAGUUCCAGAACUAGAGAAGAGACCAAGUUUGGACUCCGAAUCUUCCUCAACCAGAGCACACAAAAUUUCCGGCCAGAUGAAAGAAAUGAUGGUAAAGUUCCAAUCGUUAAUUGAGGAGGGGAAUAUAGAUGUACUCUCCGCAUCCUUGAGCGAGCUGGAAAGCCUCCAUGAUAUGCAAGAUGAGUACGUGGUUCAGCUGGAGACCGAGCAGAUGCUUUUACUGAACAAGAUAAAUGAGCUCGGCCAGGAAAUCUUCAACAUGUCGCCUACCCUCAGCAGAGGAUCUUCCAGCAAUUGAGGCCUUGAUGGAAAUUUCAACAUCAGUUUCCAUUCUUCUCCAAAUGUAAUUUAGUUGCACAAAAGCCAUAUGAUAGAAAGCAUAUAAUAGUGAGAAAUGACGAAUACCUCAUUGCUGCGGCCUGUCAUUCCAAGUAAUGUAAUUAUGCGUAGGGGCGGUUAUAGGUUUUUUACCAGAUGAAAGAAAAAGAUGAGUCGCCUUAUUAUUCUGUGUCUCAGCCAGAAUGGAAAUGAUCCAGGAUGACAGUUUCAUUCUCCAAGCCCUACCCUGGCAGUGUUAAGUGGAAUCCUUCCUUUUCGGGUUCAGGUGAAUUUAAAGGCGGAUGGGGAUUCCAUUUAGUCGCAUACCGCUUAAGAGUUUUUAAUGUAGUGUAAUAGUAAUAACCCCAGUUAGGCGGGAUAUGGACAGGAGUUUUGGGACUGCUCUGUAAACAAUUUCCCUCUAUGAUAUAUCAAUGGGCAACAAAAGGUCGAGGAGUUAAAAAGAAA